UUUGUGAUGAUGAAUGAGAAUUUAAAGAGAGUAAGAGUCAAGACUCAUGCACCACUCACUUCUCAUCAACUAUGGUUAACCUUUGAUCCAUUCCAUUCGAUCCUUCAAUUCAAACACUCGAUCCUUCAAUCCACUUCGAUCGAUUCUCAUCCAUCUUCUCAAAUCCAACUCGAAUCUCAAGGUUUUGCUUUUUUGGAUCAGUCUCCUUGUACGGUAAUCGAUGUAAAUGAUGUGAUUGAUGUUAAACUUAUACCCGAACGAACCUCAACGUCCACCAAACUAUCCUCAAAACAUGACCUAAUCCCAACCGAACCCAACAAAACACAUUCAAACCCAACCCCAAUCCCAAGACCCAUCAAACCAUUACCAAUCUCCUCCUCUUCCACGAGCCAGAAAGCUUCCCAAGAACCCUGCAAAUCUCUGAUCCCUAAUCAUGAUCCAACCCGAACCACUCCGAUUCCAGGCACAGGAAGUUCCCGAACGAAGGCCCGAAACUCACGAAAACGGAAACGGAGAUCGUUUUUAAGACAACAAGAACCCAUUAAAUCUUUAGAAUCAGAAGAUCAAGGAUCCCGGACUGGCUUGAGUAGCAAUGAGCGUCAUGGAAAGCUUGGUCAGGUUGAGAAAGGUUUGGGAAGGUCUGGGUGUACUUUGAUCGGACCUACUAGGACGGUUUCUUCGGAUGAAAAAUCAUCGAAUAGCUCAGGAUCUACUACUGAAUCUAGUGAAACUGAAUCCGAUUCCAAUUCCGAUUCCGACUCAGGAUCAGCAUCCAAAUCAAGUUCAGGAUCUAAAUCAAGUUCAAGUUCAAGUUCAGAUCCCGAAUCAGACUCGAAUUCCUCAGCCCCAUCCUCAGCGCCCAUCAAACCUCCUGACCCUAACCCUCAGCCAACCGCCUCAACCUCAACUUCGACCUACACCAGACCCUCCAACCCAAUCCUCCCACUCCAACCCAAACGAGUCCCAAUCAUCCAACCUGACUCUUUCAAAAUGUUUUCAUUAUCCAACAAAAACAAACGCAAGAACCUACGUCACUCAUCCACUACUGAACUUCACCAAGCCAGUAAAAUAGUCUUUUAUCAGAACGAACCUGAAGCAGAACCCGAAGCAAGAAGUCUACAAAAGAGUAGUCCAACUUAUACACCUGCUUCACCCAAGUUUGAUCGUGAAGAAAUUCUCGAUGAAGUAAAAGAACAGGUAGAUAACCAUCAGAUUGGCGUAGGGUAUGGACCUCCUCCUUCUUUAAGGGACCCAUGCACGAUACCUAGGAAUGUUCAGAUUAGUUGGGUAGAUGUAGAAGAUCCGAAUUGGGUUCCUGGACAAAUCUCAACUGGUUCAAUGGGGUCCUAUCAAGAUUGUUUAAAUGGUAGUACUAGUAGUAAGAGAAAAAGAGCCCAGAAUAGGAAAAAACAGGUCAAGAGGAAUAAAAGAGCUAGAGCUGCGAAGAUGAGAGAUCAGAGUUUGGAAGAAGAAGAGGGAAGGGAUGAUGAGAUUGAACUGGAGUAUGAUGAGUUUAUUAAAUCUGGAGGUCAUUUGAUUAAACCGAAGGAAGAGAAAGGUUUGGGUAAAGACGUCGAAGUCGGAUUGGACUAUAAAGAAAAAGUGAUCAAAGAGUGGGAUAGGUAUGAGAAAGUAGAUUGUCAAAGUACAAAAAAAGGUGAUCGGAUUGCACUAAAGGUGAUUGAACUUUCGAUGGAAAGUUUGACACCUGAGAUCAUGGUUUAUUUUGGAAAGGUUUUGGAAACUGAUCUGGUUUUUUUGAGAAUGAAGAUCGAUCGAAGGUGUUUACCUUUACUUACUUCAUCUUUUGAUCAAAGUUUAAACCAAGACUUUGCGGAAGAAGAAGAAGAUGGAGAAGAUGGAGAAGGAGAAGGAGGGUAUUCUGGAUUACGUGAACGUGAGUUGAUUAAAGAAAGUUAUAGAGAUAGUUUGAUGAAAUGUCUUUGGAGUGGGAAUCAGAGCGGGGAUGGGAAUGGGAAUGAAGAAGGUGAGUUGGAUUGUAGGGAUUGGAAGUGGGAUGAAGUGGUUGAAGUUAGAAGAAUGUAAAAAGGAAAACAAAGCAGAGAGGAGUUGAGGGAUUUGGGUGGAUGAGUCAUGGGUGGUGAUAGUGGUAAAGGUUUGGAAAAGAGUGAGGUGUAGGUACUGGGUGGUUUGAGUUUACAUUGGUGAAAGUAAAAGAUUAUUCGGUUUAGGAUUUCUUUUUUUUUUGUGUUUGGGAAUCAUUAUUUUUGGUUUGGGUUUGGAGUUUAGAUUUUGGUUGAUUUUUAUUUAUUUACAAUUUGAUUUUGAAUUUGAUG
Messenger RNA from Melampsora larici-populina 98AG31, 2297 nucleotides. RefSeq lists its product as uncharacterized. The transcript has 5 exons. Lineage: Eukaryota; Fungi; Basidiomycota; Pucciniomycetes; Pucciniales; Melampsoraceae. The record is from RefSeq and is a predicted model, not a curated record. The coding region runs from base 7 to 2046 and encodes 679 amino acids.